This is a messenger RNA of Papilio machaon (common yellow swallowtail), 756 nucleotides long. RefSeq names its product DNA oxidative demethylase ALKBH2. Lineage: Eukaryota; Metazoa; Arthropoda; Insecta; Lepidoptera; Papilionidae. The transcript has 5 exons. Gene Ontology annotation, biological process: DNA repair. The record is from RefSeq and is a predicted model, not a curated record. Bases 97 to 756 code for a protein of 219 amino acids.
UAAAAUUUUCACUGGGAUGCAAGGAUAGGAGUGUCAACAAAAAUGACAUAAGAUUCAAUGUUGCCAAAGCCAUUUGCCAAUUUUCCUAUACGCUAAAUGGCUGAUAAACUAAAAGAAAUUGAAAUCAAUAAAGUGACGUGGAAAUCUAUAAGAGAAGACGGUCUUGACCUGGAUUAUGCUGUAGCAAUACCGAGAGCAAUAUCAAAUACAUUAUACAGAGAACUCGAAAACACUUUAGAAUAUUUUACCGGUGAUUUAUCGAAAAUUAAGGUAUUUGGAAAAAUAUAUCCUUUACCCAGACAACAAGUUGCGUAUGGCGAUCCAGGCAUAACUUAUACCUACUCAGGAAUAACCGUGCCGGCAUUACCUUGGCCUACACCCAUCUUAGCGAUAAGGGACUUGCUUUUUAAAUUUAAGGGGAUACUUUACGACUUCGUCUUAGUGAACAAAUAUAGGAAUGGGAACGAUCAUAUGGGUGAGCACAGAGACAAUGAACCGGAUUUAGAUCCCAAUUGCCCGAUAGCGUCAGUGUCACUUGGACAAGAGAGACCGUUUGUGUUGAAGCACAAGGAUGCUAGGAAACUAGGACCUAACAGGAAACAAAUACCACAAGUGAUGAUCAAUUUAGAGCAUGGCAGCAUUCUCUUAAUGAAUCCGCCCACAAAUGAAGUCUGGUACCACAGCUUGCCUGUAAGGAAGAAACUGACUGGUGCAAGAAUUAAUCUCACCUUUAGAAAGAUGCGCGUAAAAUUAUAA